Messenger RNA from Desarmillaria tabescens, 482 nucleotides. RefSeq lists its product as uncharacterized. The annotation marks the transcript as partial. The record is from RefSeq and is a predicted model, not a curated record. Lineage: Eukaryota; Fungi; Basidiomycota; Agaricomycetes; Agaricales; Physalacriaceae. The transcript has 3 exons.
AGCGCGUUGAUGGCUGUCGCUGGGCAGCAUGGAGUUGUCAUAAUGAAACGGCAUCUAUCUCCUUGCAGCCUCCCCCUUCCAUGCCUCGAAAAUCCCAAGUCGACCUCAUUUCAAUCUCUGGGAUCGUAUCCGCCCAAGCACAGCAGGAGCUCGUCACCGAGGGGCUCGAUAACUUUGAGCUGCCAAAGAGCCUGGUAACGAGUAUCGCAAGAUCAGCGCUCCCUGACAACUGCGAAGCUGCCCAAGGACACGAUCCUUGCCCUCGUCAAGGGCUCGACGGUGUUCAUCAACCACCUAGCUGGAACGCAAGUAUCCCCCGCAAUCAAACUACGAACCCGGAUCCCCACACUGACUGCGCUGCAGGGCCUACGAUGUCGCGAUGUCAAAGCAGCACAAGAGCAUCUCUGCCGCCGAUGUCAUGCGGGCGCUAGAGGUCCUCGAGCUGGGUGAUAUGGUAGAGACGAUACAGGAGGAUCUUCAGG